This is a messenger RNA of Caenorhabditis angaria, 540 nucleotides long. Lineage: Eukaryota; Metazoa; Nematoda; Chromadorea; Rhabditida; Rhabditidae. The record is from the annotation of a GenBank genome assembly.
AUGAAAAUCUUGAUUCUCCUUCUGAUCUUUCUUGCAAGAUCAAUCAAUUCCCUGAACGACAAAGAAGCCAAGUACAUCCUAUAUCUCUUACUAAAUGAUAGAUUCAUCCUUCCCCCAACAUCCGAAUCAAUCUCCAAAAUCUUCAUCAACCCUUAUCAGAUCUUCCCAUGCGCUUCAGAUGUUUAUACCUUCUACAAUCGCACAGCACUUCUGAAAAGAGAGGAAUUGUUCUACAAUGAUUGGCGUGAGAAGACGAAUUCCCCUGAAUUCCACGAAUCAAGUUCUCAAUACAAAAAACUCGAAGGCGAGCGUCUUUCAAAUUUCGAGAAACGAAAAUCAAUGCUUCUCAAUAAUGGAGCAGAUCUUGGGGGCGAAGUUGAGAAACUGAUUGGCGAAAUGAGCCCAACUGUUGAGCACAUCAUUCAUCUAGAUGAUGGUUUCACAGUCAGAUUCAAAAAUCUACAACACAACGGGCGUUUCAAUAUUGUUCAGCAACAUUACAGUUUCUAUCUCGCUUCAGAAACCUGUUUCGAACCAUGA